Messenger RNA from Puma concolor (puma), 992 nucleotides. The record is from RefSeq and is a predicted model, not a curated record. NCBI's taxonomy places the organism in Eukaryota, Metazoa, Chordata, Mammalia, Carnivora, Felidae.
AUGCCAGGAUUGGUGGGUAGAGCUGGAGUCCCACCUAGGCGCGCUGUGUCUUGUGGGUGGAAGCGCUGUCUGGGUUUUGGCGUUUCGCGCAAUGCUGCGGCGGGGAGACCCGGAGCUGAUACCGAGACACUUGAAUUAGCUUUACCAGAGGAGAAAUGGAGGAGCCAUAGAACAUCAAGGAUGAAUUCAGGAAGACCCGAGACCAUGGAGAACUUGCCUGCUCUCUACACUAUUUUCCAAGGAGAGGUUGCUAUGGUGACAGACUAUGGAGCCUUUAUCAAAAUCCCAGGCUGUCGGAAGCAAGAUGAUCAGAAAAUUGAUACUUUGAUGCUGGUGCCUUCUUCAUUUUACCAGAAAGGAUCUGUGAAAAGUGUUGAUGGCAACUCCCCGGCACCAGUGCCUGACCGGGAGCUGGUUAUGAAAAAUGAUAGGAUAAAAGUGUCCCUCUCCAUGAAAGUCGUCAACCAAGGAACUGGGAAAGACCUUGACCCCAACAACGUUAUCAUUGAGCAGGAAGAGAGGCGGAGGCGGUCCUUCCAGGAUUACACUGGGCAGAAGAUCACCCUCGAGGCUGUCCUGAACACCACCUGCAAGAAGUGUGGCUGUAAAGGCCACUUUGCAAAGGAUUGUUUUAUGCAACCAGGAGGGACCAAAUAUUCUCUGAUACCAGAUGAGGAAGAGGAGAAGGAAGAGGCAAAGUCAGCAGAGUUUGAGAAGCCUGACCCCACGAGGAAUUCUUCUAGAAAAAGAAAGAAGGAGAAGAAGAAAAAGAAACACAGAGACAGGAAGUCAUCUGACUCGGACAGCUCAGACUCUGAGAGUGACACAGGCAAGAGGGCAAGGCACACCUCCAAGGACAGCAAGGCAGCGAAGAAGAAGAAGAAGAAGAAGAAGCACAAGAAGAAGCACAAGGAGUGAGAGCGGAGAGAGUAGGGGGGUGGCUGAGAGGAGGAGGAACCAGGAGCCCGGUGCCUUGAAGCCCUGGCUCCCGG